AUGAAGCUUUUGGUAUCGUCCGAUGAUAAUGGACAAGUGAAAGAAGUCAUAUUCAAUAGAGGAACUGAUACUUCGAAGAAAGAUGGUCAACAACCUAUAUCAAUUAAGAAUUUCUGUACCGAACCAAAGGUUAUUUCUAAAUCUCGUUUAAUAAAUUUUUCAGAUAAAUAUCUUGUAGCUGCCAAAUUAGGAGGUAGUUUGAAUAUUUAUGAAUUACCUGAUGAAGAAAUUGAAAUGGAAGAUGAAGAAAAGUACAAAUUGUUACAUCUGUAUAAUCUUGAAGUAGAGAAAGGUGAUGUUCCAAUUGCUUUAAUUGCUAACGAUGAGUUAGAAAGUAUAAUAGUUGCAUAUGAAUCAAGUAAAGUGUUUAUAAUAAACUUAAGUAAUGAAGACUUUAAUGUUGAUCCAAUCUUAAUAAAUCUUGAUAUAAACAAACCAAUAGCUGCCUUUGUUGAAAAUCCUUAUGAGCAUGGUACUUUUGCAUAUGGUGGGAAAGAAGUUGAUGUUAAAAUCAUUCGUUUGUUUGAAAAAAAUGUUAAUCAUGAAAUAUUUUCCAAGAAAGAUUAUAAGAAAAGCUUCAUUCCAAAAGAAUUAUUCAAAGCUAAGAAUGCUAAAAAUGAUCAUUUAGAUUUAAGACCACAAAUUUGGAUAAGUCAAAUAUUAUUUUUCAAAGAUCAACCUACAAAUGGCUACAAAUUCAUUACUGCUACCAGAUACGGACAAAUACGUUUAUAUGAUACAACACAUGGAAGAAGACCAAUCAAAGAUUUUAAAUUAUGCGACAAACCAAUAAUCACCUUAUCAUUUGUGAAUGAAAACGAAUCAGAAAUAAUAGUCACCGAUACUCAUAACUUAAUUGCCAAACAUUCCUUAACUUUGGUAGAUGAAAACGCACAUAAAACUAUAUCUGCAUCUGCUGGUGUGAUCAUUAAGCCAGUUGCUAAACUUUUAGGUAAAUUCUCUGAAGGAGGAAAUACAGGUGCUACUUUUGGAGUUGCAUCAAAUGGAGAAAUUUUAGUUACCGGUGGUUUAGACAGAUAUGUGAGAGUUUUCGAUAUUGAGUCUAGAGAACUCUUAGGAAAAGUAUAUCUUGGAGUAGAAAUCUCAUCCAUCCUUAUUGUAGAUGAUGAAGAUGAAAUUGAGGAAGCCGAUAUUGUCAAUGAAGCACCAAUAAUUCAAAAGAGAAAGAGAAGAGAUAUUGCUACUGAAGCAAAAGAAGAAAGUGAUGAAGAGGACUUAUGGAAUGAGUUAGAGAUAAACGAGAAGAAGUCUACCAAAAAGCAAAAAACUGUAUAA
This is a messenger RNA of Scheffersomyces coipomensis, 1296 nucleotides long. It is a transcript of the gene NSA1, whose product is annotated as ribosome biosynthesis protein. Gene Ontology annotation, molecular function: protein binding. Gene Ontology annotation, cellular component: nucleolus; preribosome, large subunit precursor. The transcript has a single exon. Lineage: Eukaryota; Fungi; Ascomycota; Pichiomycetes; Serinales; Debaryomycetaceae. Bases 1 to 1296 code for a protein of 431 amino acids. The record is from RefSeq and is a predicted model, not a curated record. Gene Ontology annotation, biological process: ribosomal large subunit biogenesis.